AUGAAUAAGAAAUAAAAUAUUCCACUUAAGAAUAUUUAACCUGAUACGUAUUUCUUAAUCUUAAUUAAUAGAGUACCAUUCUCUGAUGGAAAUGCCUUAAAAUAUUGGAGAAGUUUUCGUCAUGCCAUUACUACAAUUAGAUUACUACAAAAUCCAAAAACUUAGAAAUUGAACUCUCCAGUAAUUAUAAAUAUAUUAAUCCAAGGAUGAACUAACUAUUAGUGGUUACAAAUCUGUAAAUAAAACAAAACAUAGAUCAGAAAGUAGUCAUAACCUUAGUUAAGCAUUAAAAAAUAUUUAAAUGCAAUAAUCACUUUUUACAUCUAUUGAAAAAGGAUAUUCACCAGAUAAAAUUAAAGAAAUAUUAGAUAAAGACCCUAAAAAGUAUACUCUUAUUAUUUAUCAAGAUAUUUCUAUGAUCAUAAAAGUGAAUUUAGUUUAGCUAACAAAAAAAAUUAAAAAGGAUUAACACCUUUAUAUGUAGCAGCUUAACUAGGACAUCUUGAAAUAUGUAAAAUUUUAAUCGAGAAAGGAGCCAAUCCUUAAAUAUGUGUAUCAAUAAAUGGAAUAGAAGAAACUCCAUUAGAAGUUGCUUAAAGAUGGAAACAUUUAAAUAUUGUUCACUUUUUAUAACUAUAAAAUUGAUAUUGAUAUUAUUUAAUUACUUACUUUAUAUCAAAUUAAUAUUUAUGUAUUUAAAUAUACUUUCAGGAAAUAAAUUAUUAAGAUUUCUUAAAUAGAUAAUUGUCUAUAAUUUAUUAUUGUGAAUUUAAAUUAAAAAUUAAAUUUGCAUUUUAAAUAAGAAUUAACAAAUAUUCCCAAUUUUAGUGUUACUUAUAUAUAUUGA
This is a messenger RNA of Paramecium primaurelia, 847 nucleotides long. Lineage: Eukaryota; Ciliophora; Oligohymenophorea; Peniculida; Parameciidae. The record is from the annotation of a GenBank genome assembly.